Messenger RNA from Melozone crissalis (California towhee), 2868 nucleotides. RefSeq names its product cilia and flagella associated protein 221 (gene CFAP221). Gene Ontology annotation, cellular component: cilium. The record is from RefSeq and is a predicted model, not a curated record. The transcript has 24 exons. Gene Ontology annotation, biological process: cilium assembly; cilium movement. Bases 1 to 2583 code for a protein of 860 amino acids. Lineage: Eukaryota; Metazoa; Chordata; Aves; Passeriformes; Passerellidae.
AUGGACCUGGUUCAGUCAGCCUCCCCAGACAUCACAGUCACUCGGGGGUCCUUGAAGAAAGUUCCCAGUGUCCUGAGCAGCCUCGUGGAGGAACCUAAAAAAAGACCUGCUGUCCCACAUCACCUGCUGGAAUCAAAGAUUUAUUCAGAGAGUCAGAGGAGCAGGGUUGUGCAGCCUGAGCCUGCCGUGUUACACUAUGGAGGGUAUGAAAUUGGAAAACAUCAUCAACAGAUGCUGAAGCUGAUAAAUAUUUCUACCAAUGCAGUAAACCUUCACAUAAUACCACCCCAGACGAUGUAUUUUCAGAUCAAAUACAACAAAGCACACCGCCUUGUCCCUGGUUUGUCCCUUGUGGUCACUGUUGAUUUUUGCCCUGAUGAGUGGAGGUAUUACUAUGACUGCAUCCGAAUUCACUGUGAGGGAGAUGAUACCUUACUUAUUCCCAUGCAUGCUUACCCUACAGUGAAUGUUGUAGAAUUUCCAUCAUUUAUAAAUCUCUCUGAUGUAUCAAUUGGUGAGAGUAAGGAGUAUGUUAUCCCACUGCAGUGCAGCUGUCCCAUAGAUUUUGAAUUCCACAUUGAUAUUAUUCAGCCUCACAGAGCCUUCACUGUCCAGCCAACAUUUGGAAUCAUUCCAGCCAAUGGAAAAGUCAAAGUAACUGUGAAGUAUUCCCCACUGGAGUAUGGAACAGCACAAAUGGCAAUGCAGUUACAGAUUUCAGAGUUUCACUCAAAACCCUAUGUGUGUGUAUUCACAGGAACAUCAAUACCACAUGUGGCUCUGAUAAAAGAAUAUAUUGAUGAACAACAAAGUCAUCCAGAGAAAAAAGCUGUGUCUGGAAAACCUGUGUUGUGGAGAAGAGACCGGUUCAGCCAACUACAGUCGAAGCCUGUUCAAAAACUAAAGGAAAUUGAAUACCAGAACCUCAGAUUCCCCACAGACUUGUCAAAUCCGUAUGCUGUAGCUACUGUUUUGAUUCAGGAACCAGGCAAAUUGAAGUUAAAGGACGUAAAAGAAGCCCUGUCCCAAGGCAAAGAAGGAAAAAAAACAAGGCAGGUGAAGGAUGCUAUAUUUCAACUAAAAGUCAAACAAAAUGUUCAGGAAGAGGAAGCAAAUCAUCUAAAGCGGCAAGUUCACAAGGGAAGUGAUCCAAUCUCUGCAGAGCUUAAAAAAGAGAUUAUUGAAAGCCGACAAAGGGAAGAAGAGCAAUACAGGCUCCAAAGAGGAGAUCCUAUCAUAGAACAGGAGUUUCAGAGGGGUGAAGUGGAAGUUUCCUCCAGACGUGUUACCCGGCAUGUUGACCAGCAACCAAGUGUCCAUCCCACAUUCGACUUGCUCCGUAAUGACCCUUGGGACAGCAGAAAGAGGAUGUUCAGGAAAUUCCAGCAAGCAGCAUACAAGAUUCUGGUUCAGAUUCGUCUAAAACGUUUGUUGCUUCUGUUACGUGGACUGCCCAGGGAGACCAGAGGUCUGGAGGAAGGCUCUGGGUCUGAAAGCAGGAGUUUCAGCAAAGCAGAGAAGAGUGAAGAACAUAAGGACUUUUCUUCCAGAAUAUCUGAAGAUGAUAUAUUGCCUUUUGAAUUCCCCUUUUACAGGUCCCAUGAACUACACAAUUAUUUGGCACCUGAUGCUCUUGGCCCCGUUCCUAUUGAAUCUGUAGACGUGAAAGUUGAAAACAUUCUUCCAUUUUAUGACUUGAAGGUUCCUCAGCAUUGCAAGAUUAUGAAGUAUCAGCCAUUUUCUACACACUAUGCAGCCACAAGUUACAAACCUGUAAAACUUUCCCGACCACUGAGGCAGGGAGCCCAGGAUGAAUUGAAUGAAGUAACCCCUUCUCCUGAGGGGCAGCUCUCCCAGAGGAGAGAUUUUGACAAAGAAGCAGCAGAAGGAGAUAUCAGCCUGUUAAGCCUGGUUCCUCCCCAAACUUUAGUCCACCCAAGGGAGAGCAACCCUCUUCGCAUUUUUAACCCCAUUCCAGGAUUAGUUCCAUUUUUACUUCCUUUGGCCUAUUGUGAAUCAGAUAUUGAAUAUCAUCUUUGUCCUCAUCCAAAAUAUGCUGUUACCAAGGAAUGCCCCAGAGGAUCCAGUAUUCCAGUCACACAGAAGAAAUUUCUGGAUCACACGGAAGUGAUUUGUGGAGUAAUGGAAUGGCGAAAAUUCUCACCAGUGGAGUAUUCCACUUUUUCUAACAUUCCCAUAUUGUCAAAUACAGUACUUAGGGAUCCUUACAGUUCAGAUUUGCUUCCAGCAGAUCUACCACCAGUGCUGAAUGACUUACCUGAGAGAGACAAGGAGAACAUAAUUGACCAUGAGACAGAUGGAGCUGCGUUCAACAUGAUUCUUACUCCAGAGAUGGUGAAAGCUGAAUUUCCACAGGUUGAGGGGGCACUCUCAGAAGAAUAUGAAGGACAAUCAAUAAAAAUAGAAAGUGAUAUAGGGCUGGAUAGUGCUUUCCCUGGAGACCAACAAAAUGGUCCAGAUGGACAUUUUCAACUCCAGAACAGUGAGAUGGGAGAGAAAAUUCAAAAACAUCUGGAGACAUUGAAGCUGAAAGCACUUAAUAAAACCCUUAUUCUGGGAUAAAAAUAAUUUUACAAAGUUCAUGGCCUGACCCUGCUUAUCCUGUUAAUGUAUGAGGCCUCUCCUGUCCCAGCUACAUUUACUUUUGUUCAGUGAGGUCAGCAACUUCAUAUGCAAAGAGAAGAGAACCACCAGUAAUGCCACCUCUGUCAAGGACUCUCACUGUGCUCACUACCCCAAACACAAGAAUUACUCCAGUGAGAAACCUCAUCCUUGGACCUGCUUAUUUUGUUGUGGUGUGAAGGACCAGAAAACCUUAGUACUACCAUGUAAAUAGUUUGGUAAUUA